AUGACUGGCCUGGUAGACAAUGGGAGAGCAGUGGUUAUUGUCUAUCUAGACUUCAGUAGGGCUUUCAACACUAUCUCCUAUGAGAUCUUCAUAGAGAAGGUAAUGAAGUAUGAGCAGACAGUGAAGUGGAUUGAAAACUGGCUGAACGGCCAGAACCAGAGGGUGGUGAUCAUUGGCACAAAGUCUGAUGUGUUCAUUGCUACCACUUCAUCAUCCACAGAAGGAUUUGGAAUCUUUUGGAAACCUGUGAAAAUUAAAUUUGCCUGUGGAACUGCAUCUCCAGCAGAAAAAUCUAAUACAGGAUUGAUUAUGCUUUCUCCGAAUAUCUCUAGGGAUUUGACUGAUUGCUCCGAGUUUGGAAAUAGAUCCUGUCCUGACAGCUUAAGGUCACCAGGAGUACGAGGGGUAAUGUAUCUAUUCAUAACAGCAGCCUUCAUUCUCACCAUCUUAGGGAAUCUGGCCAUAAGCAUUUCCAUCUCGUAUUUCAAGCAGCUUCAUUCUCCGGCCAAUUUCCCCAUCCCACCCACGGCCGUCACGGAUUUCCUGCUGGGCUUCGCUGGUACGCCCCACAGCAUGGUGAGGUCUGUGGAGAAAUGCUGGUAUUUUGGGAUGACAUUCUGCAAAGUUCCUUACAGUUUCGACCUGAUGCUCUGCUUCGCUUCCAUUUACCACCUUCGUUCCAUUGCCAUGGAUCGGUUUUAUGCAAUCUGCCACCCUCUGCAUUACACCAGCACCGUGACUGUCACAAAUAGAUAAAUCGUAGCUGCGUGCUGACCGGCGCCCGCUGCUUUUGCUUUUGGUGUGGUUUUCUCGGAAGCUUAUGCUUCUGGAAUUGAGGGCUAUGAAAUGUUGGUUAAAUGCUCGAGCUUGUGCCCUAUUGUGUUCAACAAACUGGGGGGGAGCUUUCUAAGAAUAAAGACAGAAAAGCUGCCAAGACUUUGA
Messenger RNA from Phaethon lepturus (White-tailed tropicbird), 942 nucleotides. RefSeq names its product trace amine-associated receptor 2-like. Gene Ontology annotation, biological process: G protein-coupled receptor signaling pathway. NCBI's taxonomy places the organism in Eukaryota, Metazoa, Chordata, Aves, Phaethontiformes, Phaethontidae. Gene Ontology annotation, cellular component: membrane. Gene Ontology annotation, molecular function: trace-amine receptor activity. The record is from RefSeq and is a predicted model, not a curated record.